Messenger RNA from Saccostrea cuccullata (small rock oyster), 676 nucleotides. RefSeq lists its product as uncharacterized. The transcript is spliced from 5 exons. The annotation marks the transcript as partial. Lineage: Eukaryota; Metazoa; Mollusca; Bivalvia; Ostreida; Ostreidae. The record is from RefSeq and is a predicted model, not a curated record.
AUGAUUGCCUUCCUAACAUUGGCUGUGCUUGUACAGAGUGCUUUCGCUGGAAACCUUGUAGAAGUUCUCCAAAACGACGGGGAAACAACUCUCAUUGCUCUUGUACAGCAAGCAGGAUUAGCUGAUGCUCUUUUAGGAGGGGAAUUCACUAUUUUUGCUCCAACAAAUGCUGCUUUUGCCAAGCUUCCCCAAGCUACACUUGACAGUCUAUCAAAGGACACGACAGCUCUGGCCAACAUCCUGAAAUAUCACGUGGUCAAGGGAUCAAUCCACAAAGCUGAUGCCUCUAACGAACUUCAGUUGGAGACUUUGGCGGGAACCAAAAUCAGAUUCAACAUCUACAGUCAUAACCAUGUUGUGACAGUGGAAGGAUCCAAAAUCACACACUUUGAUCUGACCGCAUCAAACGGAAUGGUUCACGUCAUCGACACCGUGAUGAUGCCCCCUGAAGGCAGUAUUGUGGAUCUCGUGGCCGGAAACAGUGACCUCAGCACUCUUCUGUCAAAGGUCCAGUCAGCUGGCUUGGCCGGAGCUCUGCAAGGCGAUGGAUUAACAGUAUUCGCACCAACAAAUGCAGCAUUUGCAAGACUUGGCAGUCAUGUUUUGGACAACCUUAGAAGAAACCCAAACCUUUUGAAAGAAAUUCUUGAGUACCAUGUUGUUCCACAUACUGAAU